AUGGACUUCGCGGAGCAGGACGUCGACGUCUUCGGCGAGGAAUACGACGGCGCCGAAGCCGAGGCCGAGGGCGGAGGCGGCGCCUCCUCCGGCUCCUCCUCCCCCUCCUCAUCCUCCUCGUCCUCCGCCGCCGCCUCCUCCUCCUCCUCCAGCGCUGCCUCCAGCGGCCGCAGCAGCAGCCCCGCCGCCGGCGGCGGGGACGAGGACGGCGCCGACGACGGGGACGGCGGGGACGAGGACGGCGCCGACGACGGGGACGGCGGGGAGUACGACUCGUUCGACGUCGUGCCCGUCAGGCCCGCCGCCGGGUACGGGGACGACGAGGAGGAGGCGAGAGAUUUGUUCGGCUCCGACAACGAGGAGUACGUCAAGACCCCCGCGCGUAGCAACUACCUAGUUCCAGUGCUGCCCCCGAUACGGAACGCCAACAAUUUUUCUCGAGGAGGACGAGGUGGCAGGGGCCCACCUCUUCUUCCAAGGCCAGGAGGCCAUCCAGGAGGACGAAAUAAUUUUGGCCAUGGCGGGAGGUUUUCGUAUGGAAAUGGGCGUAAUUUUGAAGGUUUUGUUUCAGAAAUGAAACUUAAUAAGAGUGAAGAAACUUUAUCUAGGAAGGCUGUUGCUUUUCAGGAGCCAUGUGAGAUUGCAUGCUACAGCCGUGUUGAGGGUGGGGAUGUAUAUUUUGAUGAUCGCAGCUUGAGGCUUUUCAAACGUAAUAUUUGUGAUUAUGCUGGUGAAGAUCUCAAUAAAGGAUUUGAAACGUUUAUAGAGAAAAGAGAUUUGGGUUCUCAAGGAUUUGGCGACCUUCUUGCAUGCAUAAGAAAUUCAAAUCUACCUCUUCAGAAUAUACAUUUUGUGAUAUUGGCCACGGCUUAUCUAAAAGAACCAUGGAAGAUGGGUGUGCACAAAAGAAAUGGUGUUGUAUACCUUGAUGUCCAUAAACUCCCUGAAAGACCACAGAGUGAAAUUGACCGCAGGAGAUGUUUUUGGGGCUAUUCUUUUGAAAAUCUUGCCACUGAGAACUCCAUUGACGAAGACGGAAGCGGUAUUGAUGCUAAUGUAGAGUAUUGUUCUGUAAUAAAGACGAAAUUGGGCGCGCAUCGCAUUGUCAUGGGUGCUGAGAUGGACUGCUGUGAUUCAACCGACGAUGGUAGGCGGUUCUAUGUGGAGUUGAAAACAAGCAGAGAGCUGGAGUAUCAUACGGUGGAAAAAUUUGAGAAAGAGAAGUUACUUAGGUUUUGGAUUCAAUCAUUCCUUGCUGGCGUGUCGUAUGUUGUCGUGGGAUUCAGGAAUGAUGCUGGUGUACUUAUACGAACUGAGAGACUAAGAACUAAAGAUAUUACACAAAAAGUGAAAGCAAAGAACUACUGGCAGGGUGGUGUCUGCUUGGCCUUUGCUGACGAGGUUUUAUGCUGGCUGUAUGGCACUGUCAAAGAAAAUGAAGACUAUGUUCUGCAAUUUGCACACCCGUUCCAUCGAUUGGAACUAUUAAAAGCCCAGUCUCCAUGCCCCGAGGCAAUAACUCUGCAUGUGGAACAGCUCACCGGUGCAACAAACUAG
Molecule: messenger RNA, 1557 nt
Organism: Triticum turgidum subsp. durum (durum wheat)
Lineage: Eukaryota; Viridiplantae; Streptophyta; Magnoliopsida; Poales; Poaceae
Source: the annotation of a GenBank genome assembly